This is a messenger RNA of Dracunculus medinensis (Guinea worm), 375 nucleotides long. The record is from the annotation of a GenBank genome assembly. NCBI's taxonomy places the organism in Eukaryota, Metazoa, Nematoda, Chromadorea, Rhabditida, Dracunculidae.
AUGUGUCCUAACAAAACUGGACCAGGAAGUAGUUGCGUUGAUCAAAUAUUCAUGCCAAGAAGGGUGUUAGAACAUCACUUAAAUAUCAAUAACCUAUCUACCGUCACAUGUUUCAGUGAUUUCACAGCUGCCUUCGAUUCAAUUGAUAAAGUAGUGCUUUGGACGAUGAUGGAAUGUGACGGUGUUUCAGAGAAGAUCGUUCGGCUCAUAAAGGCAUUUUUCCAGCUUAUAUUGGCAUAUUUGUGUAUAUGGGGAGCCACUAGACUCUUUCGAAAUAAGAACUGGUAUUCAACUAUGACAGAUUGGAAAAUGGACAUCGUUUGCCGAUACUCAACAGGUAUGCAAAUCAGUCCAGAGUACCAUAGAGCACCUUGA